GCACAAGCGUGACGUCACUAGUGAAGUUAGCUGCUACUGCGUGUUCCAAACAAACAACACUUUGUGUGUAAUUACCCAUUUGGAAAUUUUUAAACGCCUUUUUUUAAAAAAUCGUAGUGUUUUUUUAUAUGUGCUACAAUGACUCAACCAAAGCAUGUGCUAAAGUUUAGUGCAAUUGCAAAUUUAUUCUGUGAUGCCGAUGAAAGGAAGCUUAUUAAAAGAGGGGAAAAUGCCAUCGAGUCAAACCAUGUGGAAAGCUUUCAAUUCAUCGCUGAGUUGUUAGUUAUGAAAGCGAAAGUACAUGCCAGUAUGCGAAACCGUUUAUACAAUGUUGAGAUAAAUCUGGAUAAAGAUGGUGACAUUGUUGAUGUACAUUGCGAUUGUCCAAGAGGACAAUACCUAUGUCACCAUAUGGCAGCGGUUUGUAUUUAUGGGCAUCAUAACAUCUCCAUAACUGAUGUGGGGUGUUCGUGGAGUGCAAAAAAGAAACUCGAAAAAGCACAAAUCAAAACAAUAGAAAAUUUCUAUAAGGAAGGUAAUCAUCAUUCUACAACCAGAGAACUGACAGAUGACGAAAUAGCCAUGUUUCGUGCACAGCUACAAAAAACAGGGACUGCUGUAGGAUUUUCGUGGCUAUUAAGUCCUGAACCAGUGUCAGAGGGAAGUUUACUUGUAAAUAUAGAGGAUUUCUUAUUCUCUGCGGAAUACUUGUCUGCAACAAAUAAAGUAGAGUUUUUUGCUAAUAAACUCCAAGUUUCAUCUGAAACCAUCAAAACGGUUAGCGGAAAUACAAUUGGCCAAAGUCAGAAUGAAAACUGGCUAACCUAUAGAACAAACCGUCUGACAGCAAGUAAUUUUGGAGCUGUUUUGGCUGCUGUUCGUAGGCAAAGUUAUCCUCCAUCAUUGUUCAAACGCUUAACAGGAUUUUAUAAUAUAGGAGGCGUAACAGCUGUACAGUGGGGCAUAGCUCAUGAAUCGGAAGCACUUGCAACAUUUAGCAAUAUUACAAAAAAAUCUGUCACUCCAACAGGAUUAUGGUUGCAUAGCUGUGGAUUUCUCGGUGCCAGUCCAGAUGGUCUUGUGGAUGACAAUGCAAUUGUAGAAGUGAAGUGCCCCUAUAAAUUUCGUGAGAAAGAUAUACGGAAAGAACUUGAAGGUGAUAAAUCGUAUAUCAUUACCCUAAAUGAAAGUGACAUUUUUGUAAAUAGUGAUCAUGAAUAUUAUGACCAAAUACAAGGUACAUUAGAGUUAACUGGUCGAAGUGUUUGUUUCUUGGUGGUUUGGACUCCAAAAGACACCAUCAUUGUUCAAAUAAACAAGGACCUUAACUGGUCAAAAAAUGUAGACCUUUUGAAACAAUUUUAUAUGGACCAUUAUAUCCCACAAAUAUUAGAAAGUAUUUUUGUAGAAUAACUUGAUUUUUAUCUAAUAGAAUAGUUUUAAGUUUAAGUAAAUUUAUUUGUAAAUUAUGU
Molecule: messenger RNA, 1472 nt
Organism: Photinus pyralis (common eastern firefly)
Lineage: Eukaryota; Metazoa; Arthropoda; Insecta; Coleoptera; Lampyridae
Exons: 4
Coding region: 139-1413 (424 amino acids)
Molecular function (GO): zinc ion binding
Source: RefSeq, a predicted model, not a curated record